UUCCUUUUUCCCGGCAAAGGGUUAGCGUCCACAAGAGUAUCUCAAGCUUUGCUAUAAACAGACGAUCAUCGCUCCCCACUCGUCAACCUGGUUUCUCUCCAUCGUCAAACAUUCUAUUUAUAAAAAAAAAAGAUCCAAUUUUUCUUUGUUUUUUUUUCUGGCGCGGAAAGUUUUUUUUUUUCGGGGAAUGUUGCGUUAUGUUCGUUGAAUCCCGCCCUGAUCGUGUUAUUUGAAUCCGGGUUUUGUUCUUCUGAUUUCUGGAUCUUUUGGGUUCGUUGAAAAUGGAGCAAAAGAGUGUGCUUUUGUCGGCAUUAGGGGUUGGAGUCGGGCUGGGAAUCGGGUUGGCUUCGGGUCAGAGUUUGGGCAAAUGGGCGAACGGGUCGGGCUCUAUGGUGGAUGGUCCGACCGUGGGACAGAUUGAGCAGGAGUUGGUGAGACAGAUUGUUGAUGGGAGAGAGAGUAAUGUCACCUUCGACGAGUUUCCGUAUUUCCUAAGCGAGAGAACUCGGGGUCUAUUGACAAAUGCAGCAUACGUUCAUCUUAAGCAGUAUGAUAUCUCGAAGCACACAAGGAAUCUUGCUCCUGCAAGUAAAGCCAUUCUUCUGUCAGGACCUGCUGAAUUUUAUCAGCAGAUGCUUGCCAAAGCUCUUGCUCAUUACUUCGAGUCGAAGCUCUUGCUGCUUGAUAUAACUGACUUCUCUGUCAAGAUACAGAGCAAAUAUGGGUGUACCAAGAAGGAACCUUCUCUCAAGAGGUCUAUCUCUGAGAUGACGUUGGACAAAAUGUCAUCUUUCAUGGGUUCCUUAUCUGUGCUGACUCAACCGGAAGGAACUAGAGGGUCACUGCGUAGGCACACUAGCGGUAAUGAUCUUAUUUCAAGGAGCUUUGAAAGUUCUAGUAAACCUCCAAAACACAAGAAAAACGCCUCCACUGCUUCUGAUAUCAGUAGCAUAUCUUCUCGUUCCGCAAAUUCUGUUUCAGCUUCUAGAAAACACGCAACGAACUUGUGUUUCGAUGAGAAACUUUUCAUACAGUCACUUUACAAGGUCUUGGUUUCAGUUUCAGAAACCAAUUCGAUAAUACUAUACCUCAGGGACGUCGAGAAGCUUCUUCAGUCUGAAAGGUUCUACAAGUUGUUCCAGAGGCUUCUGACUAAGCUUUCUGGCCCUGUCUUGAUACUUGGGUCAAGAUUGUUGGAACCCGAAGAUGAUUGCCAGGAAGUUAACAAAGAAAUUUCUGCUUUAUUUCCGUACAACAUCGAGAUCAGACCACCUGAAGAUGAAUCUCAACUUAUCAGCUGGAAAACUCGAUUAGAAGAAGACAUGAAGAUGAUACAGUCCAAGGACAACAAGAACCACAUUGCUGAGGUUCUUGCAGCCAAUGAUCUCGAAUGUGGGGAUUUAGCUUUAAUAUGCCAUGCAGAUACGAUAGUUUUAAGUAACCACAUAGAGGAAAUUGUGGUUUCUGCAAUUUCUUAUCAUUUGAUGCACAACAAGGAGCCCGAAUACAGAAAUGGGAAGCUGAUCAUAUCCUCCAAGAGCUUGUCCCAUGGAUUGAGUUUCUUCCAGGAAGGUUGUAGAGGCCUAGAGAACUCCUUGAAGCUGGAUACAAACACCGAUUCUAAGGGGAAAGAUGGUGAAGAGGCAAUAGUUUUAAAGAGUGAGUCAAAAUCUGAGACACUUGCUCCUGAAAACAGAACUGAGAUGGAAAAGUCGCUUCCUUUUACCAAGAAGGACAGUGACAAUCCCCUGCCUCCAAAAGUGCCAGAUGUUAUUCCUGACAAUGAGUUUGAGAAGCGUAUAAGACCAGAGGUUAUCCCAGCAAGUGAGAUUGGUGUGACAUUUGCAGAUAUUGGUGCCUUAGAUGAAACUAAAGAUUCGCUUCAAGAACUUGUCAUGCUUCCUCUUCGUAGGCCCGAUCUCUUCAAAGGUGGCCUUCUCAAGCCAUGUGGAGGAAUUCUCCUGUUCGGUCCACCCGGUACGGGAAAAACCAUGUUGGCAAAAGCCAUUGCAAAUGAAGCUGGAGCUAGUUUCAUCAAUGUCUCCAUGUCCACAAUAACUUCGAAAUGGUUUGGUGAAGAUGAGAAGAACGUGAGAGCUUUGUUCAGUCUCGCAGCAAAAGUUUCUCCCACGAUCAUAUUUGUGGAUGAAGUGGAUAGUAUGCUGGGGCAAAGGACAAGGGUCGGUGAGCAUGAAGCCAUGAGGAAGAUCAAGAACGAGUUCAUGACACAUUGGGACGGGCUUAUGACAAAACCUGGUGAGCGUAUCCUUGUUCUUGCUGCAACGAACAGGCCAUUUGAUCUUGAUGAAGCAAUCAUUAGGAGGUUUGAGAGGAGAAUUAUGGUGGGUCUUCCAUCAAUAGAGAGCAGGGAGAAAAUCCUGAGAACCCUACUGUCGAAAGAGAAAACAGAGAAUCUUGAUUUCCAGGAGCUUGCACAGAUGACAGAAGGCUACAGUGGAAGUGAUCUUAAGAACUUAUGCAUCACAGCUGCAUAUCGACCAGUUAGGGAGUUGAUACAGCAGGAGAGAUUGAAAGAUCAGGAAAGGAAAAAGAAAGAGGGGGCAGGAAAAAGCACUGAAGAGACCAUGGAUUCAAAAGAAGGAACUUCUGGGGAGCGAGUCAUUACAUUGAGACAUUUGAACAUGGAAGACAUGAGACGAGCUAAGAAUCAGGUUGCCGCAAGUUCUGCUGCAGAAGGAUCUGCCAUGAGUGAACUAAAGCAGUGGAACGAUUUGUACGGAGAAGGCGGAUCCAGGAAGAAAGAACAGCUCACGUACUUCCUCUAGUCCCCCAUGACACAUUUACCGAUCUCUGCCACUUUAGUGGUGUGAGAAAAAGACCGUCCAUCUGAUAGCUCAAUCCAGUAAGAUUAUCGUUUUUAAGAGUCCCUCGCCACGGAAGGGUACUGCGUUAAAGACCGUUUGAUCUUCGGCAAAACCUGCCGUUUUGCAUCAAAGCUGAGUCGUGAAUCGCUUGCUUGUUUAGGCCUUUCCAUUUUUAGAAACUGUAGUAGAUUCAUAUUCUAUUCUGGGUUGUUCAACUUCCCUAAACUUUGGUUUUGCUUGUUCUCUGAUUCAUGUCCCCUCUGGGUGUGUAGUUUAUGUUUUUCUGUACAGAACACAUGAAUGUUAUGUAUGUGAGACUGUGAGUGUUUGGUCUCGUCUGUAGCCUUCCUUACUGGUCCUGGUCCAUAUGUAAUGUAAAGUUACUUUUAAGUUCUGUCCUAA
Tarenaya hassleriana is the source of this 3227-nucleotide messenger RNA. Its product is annotated as ribosome biogenesis ATPase RIX7. Lineage: Eukaryota; Viridiplantae; Streptophyta; Magnoliopsida; Brassicales; Cleomaceae. The record is from RefSeq and is a predicted model, not a curated record. Gene Ontology annotation, cellular component: mitochondrial outer membrane. Bases 282 to 2786 code for a protein of 834 amino acids. The transcript is spliced from 16 exons. Gene Ontology annotation, molecular function: ATP hydrolysis activity; ATP binding.